UUGUGACAUCAUCAUUUAUGUGCUGUGUCCUUAAGACCAACACAGGGCUUUACUAUUGUAAUGAGGAGGCAAAAUCACAGCUCUGCCGUUGAAUUUAUCCUCUUGGGAUUUUCUAACUAUCCUGAACUCCAAGGACAGAUGUUUGGGGCUUUCUUGGUUAUUUAUCUGGUGACUCUAAUGGGAAACGCCCUCAUUAUCGCCAUCAUCUUCCUGGACCAGAGCCUGCACAUCCCCAUGUACCUGUUCCUGCAGAAUCUAUCUUUAGUGGACCUCUGUUUCAGCACAGUCAUCACACCUGAAAUGCUGGUGGUCCUGACCACCCAGAAAGCCACCAUUUCCUUUGGGGGCUGUUUUGCACAGAUGUAUUUCAUUCUUCUCUUUGGUGGGACUGAGUGUUUUCUCCUGGGGGCGAUGGCUUAUGACCGAUUUGCUGCAAUCUGCCAUCCUCUGUCCUACCCGGUGAUUAUGAACAAGAGGGUCUUCGUGAAACUGGCUAUAUUCUCAUGGGUCUCGGGUACUAUGAUGACUACUCUGCAGACCACGUGGGUGUUUAGUUUCCCCUACUGUGGCCGUAGAGAAAUUAACCAUCUCUUCUGUGAGACCCCUCCAGUGCUGGAGCUUGCAUGUGCAGACACGUUCCUGUUUGAAGUCUAUGCCUUCACAGGCACCAUUUUGAUUGUCAUGGUCCCCUUCCUAUUGAUACUCUUGUCUUAUACUCGAAUUCUCUUUGCCAUCCUGAGGAUGCCAUCAAACACAGGGAGGCAGAAGGCCUUUUCCACAUGUGCCUCUCAUCUCACAUCUGUCACCCUCUUCUAUGGCACGGCCAGUAUAACUUAUCUACAGCCCAAAUCCAGGUACUCACCAGACACCAAGAAACUGAUGUCAUUGGCAUACACACUGCUUACCCCUCUGCUGAAUCCACUUAUCUACAGCCUGAGAAACAAGGAGAUGAAAAGGGCUGUGGUGAAAUUAUGGGAAAGAAAAGUGGCUUUACACACAGCUUGAUUUCUGGAGGACUUUGUUGUUUUUCUAUCAUGCU
Molecule: messenger RNA, 1039 nt
Organism: Peromyscus maniculatus bairdii (prairie deer mouse)
Lineage: Eukaryota; Metazoa; Chordata; Mammalia; Rodentia; Cricetidae
Product: olfactory receptor 10A3-like
Biological process (GO): G protein-coupled receptor signaling pathway
Cellular component (GO): membrane
Molecular function (GO): olfactory receptor activity; G protein-coupled receptor activity
Source: RefSeq, a predicted model, not a curated record